CAGCACAAGUAGAGUUGUGUAGGGUUUGCUUUUCACCUUCUCUUUUUCGUGGUUGUUGUUCGGCUUUGUUGCUUCGCAGGAUGUAGAGAUUUUUUUUCCGCCGUGAGAUUUACGGGGCGAUCGAAUCCCGUUUGGCAGUAUUUAGCAUAAAAAUCCUGCUCAAAUCCUGUUGCCAAACAGCCCCUUAGAGUCACGACCCAUCCUUAGCAGCAGAAGCGGCGAGCAAUCCCUCACCCUCCCCGCGAGCGAUCCCUCACGCCGUUCGAAGCCGCGAGCGAUUCCGGACGCUCGAUUCCUUCCCACGGGAUUCUGUUCCCUUCACGACCGAUUCUGCCGCACGGGAUUCUGCCCCCUUCAAGCCCGAUUUCGUCGGGUAUUCCUUUGUCCUUCCUUUCGCCGCCCCUUGUUUGUCCAGAAAGACUGUCAUCUAUUGAAGAAAUGCAAGAGCCUCGAAUAAUGCCUCAGGAGGAAGUCCCUCGUCCAAAGUCUACCAAGAAGAAAGUUUUAACCCAGUCUGCUCCAUCUCUUUCUAAGAAGGGCGGGGUUGAUAAAGGUAAAGCUGGUUUUGCAGGUUCUCUACAGUCAAAGAAGACCUCAAAACGAGGCCUCAAAGCUGAUGCAUCCCAACCACCGUUACAACACACAGACGGCUCUACAUCAGAAUCUUUGCCUGAUUCCUCAUCCUUGGGUGGCGACUACCGAGGACUAAGACACAAAUAUCUUGUAUUAGAGGAAGAAAGCCUCUCAUUGGAUAGAACGCUGAGUAUGGUUGAAGCUGAUAUCAAGGCUCUAGAAAAUGAUAAGCUUGGGCUUCUGGAUCAACUUGUUGUCUUGGAAGGUCUCAUCGAUCCAGCAGAGCUCAAAUCCAAGUAAACUUGUAAGUAAAACUGUUUUUAGCUCCAUCUGUGAUGUGUUAUACUCUGAAUCAUAACAACGUUUUGCUGAUAUAAUUACUGACAAUGCUGAAAGAAAAAUAGUUUAUUGUAUGUUCUGCUUGUUAACACUUUGAUUAAUAUAUUGCUAAUACUGUUAUAGUUCAUGCAAUUAUUGUAUGCCAUUGUUUCCCAUUGUGAGAAACUUCUGUUUCAUUUCUUUAAAGAGCACAUAUUGCAUUAAUGUAACAGAAUUUGGCAUUUAUGAUUUCAA
Dendrobium catenatum is the source of this 1146-nucleotide messenger RNA. RefSeq lists its product as uncharacterized. Bases 439 to 873 code for a protein of 144 amino acids. Lineage: Eukaryota; Viridiplantae; Streptophyta; Magnoliopsida; Asparagales; Orchidaceae. The transcript is spliced from 2 exons. The record is from RefSeq and is a predicted model, not a curated record.